AUGGACGUUACCUCGUUGUUGAAUUCAUCGUCGAUAGUGAAAGGGGAGUUAGGGAUAAAGGCGGAGACACGAAGUGCGACAGAUCAUAUUAUUAGUACAACAUCCUCAACAGCAGGAGUGGUUGCAGAAUGUUCACCUGUUCCAGGGAAUUCACUGGGUGACAAGACAUCACCUCGGAGAGUGAGUGAUGCAAGGGCGCCCAGCCGAAGCAGGACGCCAUGGAGUGCAAACGGGUAUGCGCUUCCGCUUACACUGGACACCAAAUCAACUCAAGCACCAGGGGGGACGAUAUCCAGCAGUACAUCGCCCGCGGAAUCUGGGAGUCCCAAGUCACCACGACACAAAUUCUCCGAUAGUCAUAGUAGCCUUUCAUCUUACACGUCCUCGUCGACUUCGCUAUCACACUCGAGGAUUUCGUCAAUGUCUACUGUGGGGGGAAUCCCGCCAGUCAGUUCUAUGCCUGACACACCUUCACUUGAGACUCAAUUCGAAUGUGUCGAGUUUCCAAUACCUAGAAUUUGGCCAUCAGAUGUCCAGCAAAGGUUGAGAAGAGAAAGAAAUCAAUCGCCACCUGCAAUCGAUGGGGAAAAAUUAGUCAUGGAUCUAGGACGAUUGGGCUCUCCAUCGGAUGCCAUGUUAAUGUCAAGAGGCACGCAGAGUGUGCAGAGUAUGCAGAGCAUGCAAGGUGUGGAUCGGGCUACUAAGAGAAAAGAUUCCAUCAUUGCUAAGGAUAUCAGACCUAAUCUUUGUCAUCUCGUCCCUCUUGAGUUUGCUAAAGUCCACAAGAGGGCCAUUUCAGCACCAGAUUUCGCACCAUCAGACACAAUAGAUCGCGAAUUCCCCCCACCACCUUCUACAUUUCAGCCCACUUCAUCUCCUUCCCAUCGAGGUGAGCCUCGUUCAAGUUUCACCAUGGAGACGACACCUUAUUCCCCUCCUCAACCCGGUCAGACUCCUCAGGACGACGGCGUUUUCUGCAUGUAUAAAACAAAUUGCGAUACAGGCUCUCAGCUUCGCAAAGCUAUUUCGCACAUAUUUGGUCGCAAUAAAACGUGCACGCGAAACAUCCCUUCGCACGUCUGGGUUCAUUUCUGCAGGAAGCACUACCAACGCAGCCGCUAUCGCAAUGCGCAGGAAUGGGCUAGAAUUCAGUGUGAUCUGGUUCAGAAACAGAUUCACCGGGUCCAAGAAUGGAGUGACAAGAACAAGCAAGACGGCUUGCCUGGAAUUGUUCAGGAAUGGUCCUUGUCAAUGAGGAAGCGAGAGCAAAACCGCGUCCAGGAGAAGACCGGGAGAAAGCGCACUUACCGCAACGAUAGUGACGACGACGACGAUGAUAUACCGGAUAGCGCUACGCUUAACGGUACCGCAGUCCCCGACUGGCUUCGCAGCAAAUGCGGUGAUGGGUAUAGCACAACUGAAAUCGAAGAGAUUGUGGCUCGUCUAAAGCAAGAGAUGGUAGAGACCAACAUGACCCAAAUACCCGACAUAGAAAUCCUUCCUAAUAUCUCUAUGGAUGUCUCGAACGACACAAGGCCUAAGACACUAAUGAAGCGAAAGACUAGUGCUGGGAACAACACUCACAAGCGAUCACAGUCCGUUGGUGUCGCUCUCCGACCUGAGUCGCAGGCCAUGGCUCGUCGGGUAAGCCAGCCCACGUUCUGGAGAAAUGACGAUAACACGCCCCCUUACCCUUCCGAGAAACGUCAGCGGACAACGGAUCUACCGCUAUAUAGCGACAAUGCAAAUAUGAGUGCGAGAUUUCCUGAGCGUCCGGCGCUUGCCCCACUGCGAGAUAUGCGCACGCUUGCUCAUCGUCCCGCCUUCGACAAUAUCCGGGAGAAUCAUGCGGAGGAGUCAUACUAUAGCCGCGAGGGCGCGAAAGCCUUCAGCUAUAACUAUGAUCAUUGGCCGACGCCGUUCUCCCAACGGAAUGGCAGCCAGCCGGCAGCUCUGAAUUCAGACCCUAAUACCUCCCGUAGCUAUCUGAACGAUAGGCAUAACCCCCAUCAACGAUCUUUGUCACAAGUAGAAGGCUUCCAGAAUAACUUCGCCUAUCGCUCUUCUUCUACUUUCCCUCCAAGCCAUGCUUCGGAAACGGCGCCACACUACGACAGAGGUCCAAUGCCUUCCAGACAUUCUCAUUAUGGCGACCAUUUACCACAAGUUGAACAAACUUCGACUUCAUACCAACAACAAUGGGCUUCUUCUGUACCAGCCCACACCUCUUCUUACUCUGGGUAUAAGCACAUGCGCCAUCAGAGUACACCAUCAGCUCCUCAUAGUGGUAAUACCCCGCAGGUACCUAGCACUGAAUACGAGCCUGCUAACAGUGCUCGCGCCGCCGGUUCAUAUGAGCAGCCAUCUUUAUGCCAUCCUCGCCAGGCCCCGCACGCUCCGGCGCGCCAAUACUCCCAUCGACCUCUGGUCCAAGAAUCCGACCAAGCUAAAGCUGUCUUUAGUGAGCGUCGCUAA
Hypoxylon trugodes is the source of this 2475-nucleotide messenger RNA. RefSeq lists its product as uncharacterized. NCBI's taxonomy places the organism in Eukaryota, Fungi, Ascomycota, Sordariomycetes, Xylariales, Hypoxylaceae. The transcript has 2 exons. The coding region runs from base 1 to 2475 and encodes 824 amino acids. The record is from RefSeq and is a predicted model, not a curated record.